Rosa chinensis is the source of this 672-nucleotide messenger RNA. RefSeq lists its product as uncharacterized. The transcript is spliced from 2 exons. Gene Ontology annotation, molecular function: nucleic acid binding; RNA-DNA hybrid ribonuclease activity. The coding region runs from base 1 to 672 and encodes 223 amino acids. The record is from RefSeq and is a predicted model, not a curated record. Lineage: Eukaryota; Viridiplantae; Streptophyta; Magnoliopsida; Rosales; Rosaceae.
AUGACUGGGGAUGUUAUUAGUUGGUUAAGUCAGUGUGCUAAAGACUUGUCAUUACCUCAGUUCGGAGAACUUCUGUUUUCUCUUUGGGGUGUUUGGAAGGAAAGAAACGAUAGAGUUUGGAAUCUUAAGAGGCUCAAGGCUUGGGAUGUUAGCUUGGGGAUUGUUUCUCGGUUGAAGGAGUUCAGAUUUCAUAAUCAUAAACCUCCCCGAUCCAAAUCUGUACACAGAGCAGUGUGGAGGGCACCCCAGAAAGGUGGAUUGGGUUUCGAAAUCAGAAACGAGACUGGAGUGAUGUUAGGAGGAGGGGCUUGGCCUGUGAGUGGUUUACUUUCUCCGGAACACGCUGAAAUUUUGGCAUGCAAAGCUGCAGUAGAGUUUGCAGGGGAGCACGGUUUUGGUCCAGCUAUACUGGAAACCGAUGCAUUGGAGGUUCAGCAUCAGCUCCCGAGGUGUGCUUUAGCUAACUUGUCGCUAUUGGGCAGAAUCUAUGAUGAUGUAGGGAUACUUUUGAAGUCCCAUAAUGUGGUGCAGGUGUUACAUGUCGAUCGGCAAGGAAAUGGGGUUGCGCAUGUGUUGGCUACCUAUGGUCACUCUCUUAGGCAGAAUGCGUUUUAUUUUUCAGUUCCAGAUUUCUUACAAGCUGUGAUUGCAACUGAGCUUUGUACUUUGUAG